This is a messenger RNA of Triticum dicoccoides, 1378 nucleotides long. RefSeq lists its product as uncharacterized. The transcript is spliced from 6 exons. Bases 30 to 1130 code for a protein of 366 amino acids. Lineage: Eukaryota; Viridiplantae; Streptophyta; Magnoliopsida; Poales; Poaceae. The record is from RefSeq and is a predicted model, not a curated record. Gene Ontology annotation, molecular function: protein binding.
CGCAUAUAUUCCCGACAAUCUCGCACAGUAUGUGUUUGGGAUCGGCGAGGCUGGUGGCGGCGGAAGAAACCCUAGGAGCGAGGCGACGGGGAAUCGGUUCUGCCGGCGACAAGUCCGACUACCCGCCUGCCUUCUCUCAGUUAACAGGAAGGGGCAGCGGUAUGGGUAACUCUAUCGCAGCUAGUUCAGCUCCUGCACUGCUGGGAGAUACUCACAAUCCAUGCUUCAAAUGGAAGGUUCAUAACUUCUCAAACCUACUCCAGAGGGGAGAGGUCUCAGUCAAUUCAGCCCCCUUUUUCUACUCUGGGUACAAAUGGUUCCUUCAGUUGACUCCUCUUACCAAGUCUUAUUCUGCAAAACCAUGUGUUGCUCUUUCUCUAGGAAUUACUCGAGGAAGUCUGGGCUUGGAGCCAGGUUCCGUGAUGGCUGUGGUGUUUGAGUUGUCCAUAUACAAUCAUUCAGAUCAUGUGCAUUGGGGAUCCAAAGCUACCUUCAACUUUGAUGAUGAGCAUAUAAACUCGAAGAAGGAAUGCUUGAUUCCACUUAAAGAACUACUGGUUUCAACUGAUUUUUUGGCUGAUGACUGCUGUGUCUUUGGUGUGGAUAUAUUGAAAAUUAAUGCCCUUUUUCCUGAAAAGGAGGAAAUUGCGAUCCAGAAGGCUGCAACAAUUCAGAGCCUCUUCAUCCAGAAUGAUAAUUUCAUCAAAUUGACCUGCAGCGUGACGAUAAAUAACUUUCUUGAAAUGAGCAUGAUGAAAUUCGUUUGUUCAAGAUUUGAACUUGAUGGACAAAACUGGUACUUUGGCGUCUAUCCGCGAGGUAACCAGUACAGCAAUAAUUGCCUCUCCUUGUACUUGCACCUUGAUGGCUCAGAGAAGCUCCCUCAUAAGUAUGGGAAGUUGGUUGAAUUAACUUUAUCCAUAUUGGACCAAAAACAUGGAAAACACUUCAUCAGGAAAUGCCCAGGUCUCGUGGUGUUUGCUGGUAAAUCCCACUGGGGGUGGUCUGACUUCAUUCCACUUGAGACAUUCAUGAAUCCAGAGAGAGGCUAUCUUGUAGAAUCGUGCUGCAUUAUCAAGGCAGAGAUUACUAUCUUUGGAUCUUCUGAUGUGUGUCGUCUGAUGGCAUGAGUGAUAUAGAAUGCCUGCCACAUCUAUGUCCUGGUAGUAAAGUUAUGCCCAACUUGAAUAGUUGAAUAAGAGAGGGUUGUAGUAGCUGUUCUCAGAACCUGUGUGCUGAUGUACAUGUUAGGAUUUAAUUAGUCCUAUUAAUCCCUGCUUUUCCUAAUCGAGGCGGUUGUCCCUUCGGACGCACCCCUUCGCGGGCUAUAUAUAUAUGUGUGUAAUAGCAUUAUCAAUGAGAACAACUAUUCACUUUU